AGCUAUACAAGGAUGGGGACAUUGUGUUGGGUGGUAUCUUCUAUUUCCACAGCAGUUGGAAGAACAGAGAGGAAUUGUAUAAACAAAAGCCCUUGGCACUGCAAUGCAUCAGUUUGAAUUUUAGAGAGUUCCAGUUUGCUCAGACCAUGCGUUUCGCCAUCGAAGAAAUAAAUAACAGUACGGACCUGCUGCCGGGAGUGACUCUGGGCUAUAACAUCUAUGACACUUGUGGAUCCAUUCCGAGAAGCAUAAAAGUUGCACUAGCCUUAAACAAUAAUAGUGAAAAUAGAUCUUCAAAUCCUGAGAUGCCUUGUACCAGACCUCUACAAGUGCAGGCUAUAGUGGGAGAAACUUCUUCGUCUCCUAGCACUGCAAUAGGUACACUCAUCGGACCAUUUCAGAUUCCGCUGAUCAGCCACUUUGCCACAUGUGCUUGUCUCAGUGACAAAACUAAGUAUCCAUCAUUUCUCAGAACAAUACCCAGUGACUACUUCCAGAGCAGGGCCUUAGCCCAAAUAGUCAAGCAUUUUGGUUGGACUUGGGUUGGAGCAGUUAGAACUAAUGAUGAUUAUGGCAAUAACGGCAUGGCUAUAUUCACUGAAAUAGCAGAGCAGCUGGGCAUUUGUUUGGAAUAUUCUGUUUCUUUCUUUAGAACAGAUCCUACAGAAAAAAUUCAAAAGGUAAUCAAAACUAUACAGACUUCAACUUCCAAAGUAAUUAUUGCCUUUGUAUCACAUUUAGACAUGGAUGUUCUUAUACAUGAAUUGUCCAACUAUAACUUGACUGGAUACCAGUGGGUUGGCAGUGAGUCCUGGAUUUUUGAUUCUCAAAUAGCAUUAGUGGAUAAGAAUCACAUCUUGGAUGGGGCGAUUGGUGUUUCCAUUCCUGAUACAUAUGUGAGUGGUCUCAGGGAGUUCAUUCUUGAUGUGAUGCCCCUAAAAUCUUUGAACAAUGAAUUAUAUACAGAAUUCUGGGAGACAUUGUUUAGCUGCAAGUUCAAGCAGUCAAAACCAGCUGAAAAUGAUAGAGAAUGUACUGGAUAUGAGAAUCUCACUGGAGUGGAAAACAGCUUCACUGAUAUGUCACUGAUGCCCAUUUUUAACAAUGUCUAUAAAGGAGUGUAUGCUGUGGCCCAUGCUUUGCAUAACAUUCUUAGAUGUGAAAAAACCUGCAACAAGAAUGUGCGGCUUGAUCCAUUUACGAUCUUGCAGCAGAUUAAAAAGACUAAUUUCAGAACAAAAGAAGGUGAAGAGGUUUACUUCAAUGAAGAUGGAGAUCCAGCUGCAAAGUAUGAGGUCAUAAACUGGCAACGAAGAGAAAACGGCUUUGUGGAGUUUGUCACAGUUGGAAUUUAUGAUGCAUCAUUACCAUUUGACAAACAGCUAAAACUGCAAAACAAGUCCUUAAUUUGGGCACAAAGCUCAACACAGGUACCUGUGUCAGUUUGCAGUGAGAAGUGUCCUAAAGGAACACGCAAGGUUCUUCAGAAAGGAAAGCCUGUUUGCUGUCAUGACUGUAUACGAUGUGGUGAAGGAGAAAUUAGCAACAUUACAGAUGCUGUCAUCUGUGUGAGAUGUUCCCUUGAAUCUUGGUCCAAUGAGAGAAGAGAUGCCUGCAUAAAGAAGAAAGCAGUUUUUCUAUCAUAUGAUGAAAUUAUGGGGAUACUCCUUGCAACUGCAGCUUUAUUUGGAAUGAGUAUAACAGCUAUUGUGACAGUAAUUUUCUACAGAAACAGAAAAACUCCUCUCGUCAGAGCAAACAACUCUGAGCUGAGCUUUCUCCUUCUGUUCUCCUUGACCCUGUGUUUCCUCUGCUCUUUAACAUUUAUUGGGCAGCCUUCUAAGUGGUCCUGCAUGCUGCGUCACACAGCGUUCGGCAUCACCUUUGUGCUCUGUCUCUCUUGUGUACUCGGGAAAACAAUGGUAGUUUUAAUGGCAUUUAAAGCUACACUUCCUGGGCGAAACUUGAUGCAGUGGUUUGGGCCUACACAGCAGAGACUCAGUGUUCUGGGUUUUACUCUUGUACAAGUUAUCAUUUGUAUCCUCUGGUUAGCGAUCUCUCCUCCUUUUCCAUCCAAAAAUUUUAAGGAAUUCAAACAAAAAAUUAUCUUAGAAUGUGCUCUUGGCUCAGCUGUAGGUUUUUGGUCAGUGCUAGGGUACAUUGGGCUUCUUGCUUUGUUGUGUUUUAUCCUAGCUUUUUUAGCUCGGAAGCUGCCUGAUAAUUUUAAUGAAGCCAAAUUUAUCACCUUCAGCAUGCUGAUAUUCUGUGCCGUAUGGAUAACUUUUAUUCCGGCGUAUAUCAGUUCACCUGGAAAUUUCAGCGUAGCUGUAGAAAUCUUUGCUAUCCUUGCUUCCACUUUUGGCCUGUUAAUUUGCAUUUUUAUUCCAAAAUGUUAUAUUAUGUUAUUAAAGCCAGAGAAAAAUACAAAAAAGAAUAUGAUGGGGAAAGGGCCGCAGAAGUCCCUCUGA
Messenger RNA from Cyprinodon variegatus (sheepshead minnow), 2468 nucleotides. RefSeq names its product extracellular calcium-sensing receptor-like. The record is from RefSeq and is a predicted model, not a curated record. The transcript is spliced from 6 exons. Gene Ontology annotation, biological process: G protein-coupled receptor signaling pathway. Gene Ontology annotation, molecular function: G protein-coupled receptor activity. Gene Ontology annotation, cellular component: membrane. Lineage: Eukaryota; Metazoa; Chordata; Actinopteri; Cyprinodontiformes; Cyprinodontidae. The coding region runs from base 147 to 2468 and encodes 773 amino acids.